AUGUUGAUUUUGUAUGAGAUUAACAUAAGGACGGGGUACUUUAACACCACAAUAAUGAGAGUAACAACCGUGUUAGGCUACACGCAUACUUAUUUCACUUAUGGCUUCAGGACUAUUCGCCUUUUUUUGGACACGUCCAUACGCCAUUUACAAUACGAGAUAAGAAAUCAUAAAUCGGAGAUUCGGCUGAACGAAAUACACACUCUGCAGAGUUGCACAAAAUGUGGAAAAGUGUUUCGAGUAGACGGAGAACAAAGGGAUUUGCAACCAGACAAACAUUGUUGUGUGCGAUUUCUGAGUCAUAUAAUAUCAACCGAGACGUGCCGACAUAAAAGUAAGCAGAAAGCAGUGCUUUUCUACGAUUCAAAGGCAAGAAAACGCUGUAAAUGGUACGCAACGAUUAUUUUUAGAAAGAGUAUCCGCAAAGAUAGAUGCUAUAUUCAGCGGAUUGACGAAUUAAUGGAAGAACAUCAAAAAAAUACCGGUGAUGUAAUGACCAUACAGCAGUUUUUGUUCUUUAGGAACGACACACAAAAAUAUUUUGGCAUGAUGAAAGGUGUGGCAGCGAUCGUAAAUGCAAUUCUUUCUGGAUGCUCGUUUAUAAACAGCAAAUACCGGUUUGAACUGUUCUGGUCGCUGCGGUUUUUGUACAAAACAAAAAAAAUGUCGAUGAAAAGCGCCGAACUUCUGCACACGCAGAUGACACAACGAUCUUAUCGAUCGUACAUGAGCAUGCUCGGUGUUGAAUCGCAACAAAAACUUCAUCAGCAGUUGCACCUAUACACACGAAUUCGAAAAUUCCAUAAACUAUGUAAUUUCUUGAAAACUCGCAGCCAAACAAAAAAAAUGGCAUUCUUGCUGAGCGGAUAUUACUUUGAAAAUAGAACCUGCGUGAUAAACGCACCUUCAUUUUUCGACAUGGAUGAGGAGAUAAGAGAAAUCGUUGUAGACGACAUUUGGGUGUACGAAUCGUAUAACUUCCCGAUCAAAGUGUCUUGUAACACAGAAAGUAGACGACUGAACAUGCUGUACAAAUGUGGUGACAACCUAAGCAACGAUUUCUUUAUGCUAUGUGUUACUGAGUAUGUCUCCUACCUCUUGAAAUUGAAAACGGCGAAGUACAAGAUUUUGCUUUUUGCUAGCCGCUCGGGAGUGAUCGAGAUGCUGGAAGCCGAGACGUUUUCAGCUACAUAUAGGAAUAAAACUGCCGAUCUGAACUCGCUGAGCAGCACACAGCAAGAAGUCCUCUUGAAGACAUUUGCUGCCUGUAUACUAGUGGCAUACCUGUUUGGAGUCGGCGAUCGAAACGAUGACAACUUUCUGGUCACUUCUGGAAAGUGCGUACUACAGAUUGAUUACUCAUAUAUCCUGGGCAAUGACCCGAAACCGUUUAGAAAUAACGUUGUUAUUCCGAGAAUAAUGCAGAGGAUUCUUCGCUCUGAUGAACUGGUAUUUGAGAAAUUCAUGUCGUACUAUACCGAGUACUUCUUUAAAAUUCGUGGGUACAAGGACCAAUUGCUCGUAUUUUUUCGUUUCGUAAAUGUUCAUCCGUUUUCUGACGCGGAUAUUAUGGCAGUACAAAAAUACUUCACGGCCAAGCUACACCUCGAACAGUCCAAGAACGAGUUGGCCCGUACUAUGAGAGAGGAAGUUAGAAAGGGAAUGACUUUUAAGUUAAGUGGAUUGUAUGCGAUGUUUAAUGUAUUUGGCAAGUACCUACGAAGAUAGGUACGUUCACGGAAUGAAUAACCCGGAAAACGAGCACAUCAACUGCAGAAAACAUGGUCAAACGACUUAAUUUUGCGAAAGUAUCGUUGAGCACGCGUAUAAAAAGACCAUCGUACGUGCCAAUCCUCUGUUUAACGCAUUUUAAUAAAAUUACCAUGGCGAAUA
Vavraia culicis subsp. floridensis is the source of this 1893-nucleotide messenger RNA. RefSeq lists its product as uncharacterized. Lineage: Eukaryota; Fungi; Microsporidia; Pleistophoridae. The transcript has a single exon. Gene Ontology annotation, biological process: autophagosome assembly; endocytosis; phosphatidylinositol-3-phosphate biosynthetic process. The coding region runs from base 1 to 1728 and encodes 575 amino acids. Gene Ontology annotation, cellular component: membrane; peroxisome; phosphatidylinositol 3-kinase complex, class III, type I. The record is from RefSeq and is a predicted model, not a curated record. Gene Ontology annotation, molecular function: 1-phosphatidylinositol-3-kinase activity.